Molecule: messenger RNA, 1608 nt
Organism: Cydia strobilella
Lineage: Eukaryota; Metazoa; Arthropoda; Insecta; Lepidoptera; Tortricidae
Product: cytochrome P450 4c21-like
Exons: 10
Coding region: 39-1583 (514 amino acids)
Molecular function (GO): iron ion binding; heme binding; oxidoreductase activity, acting on paired donors, with incorporation or reduction of molecular oxygen
Source: RefSeq, a predicted model, not a curated record
AGGCUUUUUCGGACAUUUUAAAAAAGUUUUUGGACACUAUGAUAAUUGUGUGGUUGUUGUUGGUUAUACCGUUGUUGUGGCUGGUGGUGUUCCGCUAUCGGAGACGGAGGAUGUACGCGCUCGCCUCCCGCAUUACCGGGGGGAAAGAAGAGCUGCCUUUUAUUGGGAUUGCACAUAAGUUCACAGGGACCACGGAGGAUAUUAUGUCGUCUCUCAAGGAUCUCAGUUACACGGCCAUGGAAAACAAUGGGAUGAUCAGAGGCUGGCUUGGCCACAUACUUUAUUUUCUGGCCCUGGACCCAGUGGAUCUUGAAGUGGUGUUGAAAACGUGCUUGGAAAAGGACGACCUGCACCGCUUCCUACGGAAAAUUAUUGGCCUCGGCGCAAUAUUUGCUCCAGUUUCCAUCUGGAGACCAAGACGGAAGAUCCUCGUGCCAGCAUUCAGCCCGAAGAUCGUAGAGGGCUUCGUGCCGGUGUUCGCCGAGCAGAGCAUGAAGCUGGCUGGCAAGCUGGGCGAGCGGGCUGGUGCGGGCAAACUCAGCGUGUGGCCGUUCAUCAGCUCGUACACUCUUGACUCUGUUUGCGAAACAGCAUUCGGCGUGAAGAUAAACGCCCAAGACGACGAGAAGUCCCCGUUCCUGGUGGAGCUGAACAAAAUCCUGCAGCUGGUCUGCGAGCGCAUCUUCCACUUGUGGCUGCAGCCUGAUUGGCUGUACAAGUUCUUCCCGCAGUAUCGCAAGCACAAGCAGUGCUUGCGGAUCUUGCAUGGAUUCACUAAUGACGUUAUAAUGAAGAAGCGAGAAGAAUUAAAAACGGCACAACGUCUUAAGACACAACGUGAAUUUGAUCUAUCAGAUUAUUCCAACAAGACGUUCCUGGAUCUGCUCAUCCACUUUUCCGGCGGCGAGAAAGGUUACAGCAACAUAGAGCUGCGUGAAGAAAUCCUGACCCUGACCAUCGCAGCCACCGACACGUCGGCCACUGCCGUCGGGUACACGCUCAUGAUGAUGGCCAAGUACCCGCACAUUCAAGAAAAAGUUCUCGAGGAGCUCGACGAAGUGUUCGGAGACUCGGACCGACUCUUUGAGAAGGAGGAUCUGCUUCGUCUGAAGUACUUGGAGCGCGUUAUCAAGGAGACACUUCGGCUGUUUCCACCCGUGCCCUUCAUCAUCAGGAAGGUUGAGGAAGAAAUCGUGUUGCCCUCGGGUCGCGCGCUGCCCGCCGGCUCAGGCGUAGUGGUUUCCAUCUGGGGCACUCACCGUAACCCCAAGUACUGGGGUUCGGAUGCGGAGAAGUUCGAUCCGGACCGCUUCUUGCCGGAGCGGUUUAACCUCAAACACCCGUGCGCCUUCAUGCCUUUUAGUAGCGGGCCGAGGAACUGCAUUGGUUACCAGUACGCCCUGAUGUCGAUCAAAACUGCGCUGUCAUCGGUACUCCGGUACAACCGCGUGGUUGGCGACACGGAGGCGUGCGCCACACCGCAGAUCCGCGUGAAGCUUGACGUCAUGAUGAAGGCCGUGAACGGGUACGAGGUGGCACUGGAGAGGAGAAGACAACCUAAAAGUUGUCAAGAGAAAUCAUAAGUGUAGUGACAAUUUCUGGCGUAGA